Molecule: messenger RNA, 2157 nt
Organism: Solea senegalensis (Senegalese sole)
Lineage: Eukaryota; Metazoa; Chordata; Actinopteri; Pleuronectiformes; Soleidae
Gene: grem2b
Product: gremlin 2, DAN family BMP antagonist b
Exons: 2
Coding region: 738-1316 (192 amino acids)
Biological process (GO): animal organ morphogenesis
Molecular function (GO): receptor ligand activity; BMP binding
Source: RefSeq, a predicted model, not a curated record
UAACGUGAUGUGGUUACAGUGUCAAUGAAAGAAGAUAAACAGCUGUUGGGGUUUUCUUUCUUGGACGAGAUCAUCGUCUCUUAUCAUGUUGGCUAAAUUCUUACCAAACAUGUGAAGGCAAGAGUUAAAGGAGGGAGGAGAGAGAGGAAAAGAAGUGUCAGUUUGUCAGGUUUGGUGUAUCAUGGACAGGUGGGUAUAAUAAAAAAAAAAAUUAAUUACAUACUAAUAUUAAUUGGGAGAGAGAGAUGAACAUGUGGAUGAAAAUAAGAGAAGUGAAGCUUGGAUUGAUUCACACAGUGACCAGGGCCAAUAGGAAGAACCCUCCCAGUCUUGAGGAGGGAAGAGGAGGUGGUAGGGAUUCAAACUAAGGCAGGGUUUACAGUGAGUCAAAAACUCUCAAAGACAGACUAGAGGCACCACUGCACUGUGAUGUGGGCUUACUCUGACUUGAACCUGGAGCUUCUCUUUUGAACAAGAACACAAGACGACCGAAAACAGACAGAGGGAGACGGAGAAGGAAAACAAAAGAUACCAAUUUUCCACAAAGAUGGUAAACUGACGUGGUGUCUGAGACUCUUGAAUCUUUAGUAGAGAGGGGAAAAGAGGAGCAAGGACAAGCCUGAGGAUACUACAGAUUAUGUUGCCAUGGAAACCCAAACUUGGAGCCGGGCACAAGGAGCAGUGAAGGUGGACAACCAUCCCUGAUUUCGACAUUGACACACUGCUGUGGUGAGAGAAUGCUGUGGAGAAUAACUAUCCCAGUCAUACUGGCUGGGGUGCUCUGCAUCACCGCAGAGACCAAGAAGCCCCGGCCGCAGGGAUCCAUCCCAUCGCCGUACAAAACUAAAGGGAACCUGUCCUCGGAGCGCCACCACCGGUUACUGCAGCAGAAACCUGAGGUGCUGUCCUCCAGCAGAGAGGCCUUGGUGGUGACGGAGCGCCGCUACCUCCGCAGAGACUGGUGCAAGACCCAACCGCUCCGUCAGACAAUCAGUGAGGAGGGCUGCCGGAGCCGCACUGUGGUCAACCGCUUUUGCUACGGCCAGUGCAACUCCUUCUAUAUCCCCCGCCACAUGGGCCCCAGCUCCGGCCACGGCCAGAAUCGAGGCCAGGCCUCGGGUUCUGGCAGGAAAAAGCACAACAAGGCCCAGGAGCCGUUCCAGUCCUGCUCCUUCUGCAAGCCGCACCGCAUCACACAGCUCACAGUGCAGCUGGACUGUCCGGACCUGCAGCCCCCCUUCAGACACCGCAAGGUGCAGAGGGUCAAACAGUGCCGCUGCAUGUCUGUGGACGUGAGCAGUCAUGGGAAACUGUGAAGGACAAUUUCAAAGGACAUCUGAAUAUUGUCAAAGGCAGAUACCGACAAACUUUGCCAAACAAACACUGGCUUCAAGUCGAGCGACUCUGCAUCAUGUUUGACAAAUAACGGCCUGUUCCGCCAUAAAAUGACGUAAAACAUGGAACUGGUGCUGCUAAAAGCGAAACGUUGAUUUAAUCAGAGACUGUUGGUGAGAGAAACUUGAUUCAUAUGAUCUGUGCAAGAGACACUAAUGAAGAAGCGGUGACUUUCGUUGCUUUUGGUUUUUUUCCCCACAAAGCUCAUAUCUAACAGUUCUUUGUACAUUUUCUAAUAGAUUUCUUUGUGUAAAAGGCAUGUUCACCGUCUGAUUGACCCAGCAAAUCAUACAAGUCAUAAGUAUCAGUCGUAUGGAGACCAAAUAGGUUAUAUCUAACUUCCAUUUGUACAUGUGCUAAUAGAUUUCUUUGUGAAAAGUGUCUCUGUGUUUCCUCAAAAACAUCGAAGACGAGAAAAGUGAGUUAGAAUAAGUUGUACCCUGUGAACCCUACGCGACAUGUUUGUCGUGCAACAGUUUGAAAGCCCCAUUUUUAUUAAUUGACUGUUUGGGAAGUAUUUUAUCUGCUAUCCUGUUUUCUUUUCACGUCGACGUCAAGAACGGGAUUUGGAGAAACGUAAAGCAGCAGAGCCGUGACCUGCAGCGGCACCUGUGUACACGUUUGCUAGAUAUAUGAGGCAGUAAGGAAGAGCUACUGCAGCAUGUGUAAUGGGGGUGCAAUGCUAUACAGUGUGUAUAUUAUCUUUGUGUGUAUGUGUGUAUGCGUAUGAAAAAUAUAUUAAAUCUAUUUCAUAUAAAAUCA